Messenger RNA from Haemonchus placei, 420 nucleotides. NCBI's taxonomy places the organism in Eukaryota, Metazoa, Nematoda, Chromadorea, Rhabditida, Trichostrongylidae. The record is from the annotation of a GenBank genome assembly.
UACAGGAUCUCAAUUUCACUAAAAUAUAUUGAAAGCACAGUUCAUGAUAAUUCACACAGCUUGCUUAAAAGACAGCGGAAGAGAAUACUAAGCGAUGAUUCUACAGGAUCCCAGGGUUCUGUUAUAAGUCGCAGCGCAUCCACGACAAGGGGUUCUAUAUGCGAAGUAAUGGCUUCUGAUGAAAGCAACAGAAGGCCACGUUCAAACAAAAAUUCGGAAAGGUCAGUGAAACAGAUGGAGGACGCAUCCCGGACAACUGUGUCUGUGAUAGAAUUGCAGACCUUUUUCGAGCCACCGGAAACAAUUUUGGAGCUUGAGCAGAAAAAGAAGAGCAUGUGUCUGCCACCAUCGGACGAGAAAGAGCUGCAAGAUGUUAUAGCACAAAGAGAGGAAUACCUAAAAACAGUCUGCCAGGUAUGA